Messenger RNA from Oncorhynchus mykiss (rainbow trout), 1258 nucleotides. Lineage: Eukaryota; Metazoa; Chordata; Actinopteri; Salmoniformes; Salmonidae. The record is from RefSeq and is a predicted model, not a curated record.
UUUGACUACUGUCUCAACAAGCUGUUCAGCAGAGGCAAUGGAGACAUCAUUGAAGUCAGAGGAACCAUGUCCUAACCCUCCUCCCUACUUCCUACCAGUCCAGGGUAAAGGAGAUGACAUGAGCAUCUCUCCCUUCACUCCUCCUCCUGGUGCUAUGGGUGGUAGCUUCAUCAACCAGACCGCUACUGGUGGUGCCAGCCCCCCCAGGCAGAGGUUUGUCCAGCACUAUGAGACAGAGCUGGGUGAUUCUCCUGGUCUCAUCAGAUGUCCUUCCUGUCAGAACCAGGUGAUGAGUGAUGUCACUCACCACGCUGGAACCUUCUGCUGGACCAUGUGUCUGGUGUUCAUCCUCUGUGGGUUGUUGCUGGGAUGCUGUCUGAUCCCGUUUCUCUUCAGGAGUUUCAAGGAUGCCCAUCACACCUGCCCUCGCUGUCACAUGGUCCUUCACAUCCACAGGAAGAACUGUUGCCCCAUGAGCUCUGAACCCUCCUCCAUGAACCCCCGCCUAGGGUCAGGGCACCCCGGUCACGCCUGAUAUGGAGGGGUGUGUGUGUGUGUGUGUGUGUAUAUAAUGUGUGCAUCCCAAACGGAACUCUACUCCCUAUACAGUGCACAACUUUGCACUAGGCCCCAUAGGAGUAGGACCAUAGGGCCUGGCUCUGACUGAGAGUAGGGGAGACUGUAGCACGUCUGACACAGGGCUUAGUGCACUAUAUAGGGGAGACUGUAGCACGUCUGACACAGGGCUUAGUGCACUACAUAGGGGAGACUGUAGCACGUCUGACACAGGGCUUAGUGCACUACAUAGGGGAGACUGUAGCACGUCUGACACAGGGCUUAGUGCCCUAUAUAGGGGAGACUGUAGCACUUCUGACACAGGGCUUAGUGCACUAUAUAGGGGAGACUGUAGCACUUCUGACACAGGGCUUAGUGCACGAUAUAGGGGAGACUGUAGCAGGGUUUCUUAGUGCACUAUAUAUGGGAGACUAGCAGGGCUUAGUGCACUAUAUAGGGGAGACUGUAGCACGUCUGACACAGGGCUUAGUGCACUACAUAGGGGAGACUGUAGCACGUCUGACACAGGGCUUAGUGCACUACAUAGGGGAGACUGUAGCACGUCUGACACAGGGCUUAGUGCACUUUAUAGAGGAGACUAGCAGGGCUUAGUGUACUAUAUAGGGGAGACUGUAGCACUUCUGACACAGGGCUUAGUGCCCUAUAUAGGGGAGACUAGCAGGGCUUAGUGCCCUAUAUAGGG